AUGGGCUCCCACUCCCAGAGGCGCACCGGGCAGCCGUCCAACAUAUACUCCGAGCCGCCGUACGGCCCGUCGCCCUCGUCCUCCUCCAGCGCCACCACCCGCUACCGCGCCCCGCAGAACGCGAGCAGCAUCCGGCAAACCGCGGCGGGCGGCGCGCAGCCAAACUAUCCCGCUUCCAUGUAUUUCUCGACGGCCGCUGGGGACGACAGGGCGCCGCCGAUGGCCAAGGCCGACGCGAACGCGCACUUUGCGUACAGCUCGACGCUGCGGCGCAAUCCGGAGGAACACGCGCUGUCGCCGCAGAAUAUUUUAUCGCCGCAUGCGCAUCGGUUUCCGCCGUCGCAUCAUGAGGAGGGGAGGGAGGGCGUGUGGGAUAAGGUCGUUGGGACCGUUCGAGGUGUUGUGGGCGGCGGUGGGGAGAGCAGGGCGGAGAAUGGAUAUGCUUCUUUGCCGACGAAGCAGAGUCAGGAGGAGACUGCGUCAGCGAAAUGGUCGGCACGACCUGCAGAGGACGCGCUUGCCUUCUUCCGGACUUCGCCCUCAACAGGUCUAUCCUCUGGCAACAUCCCCGCCUUACACAGCCAAUACGGCUACAACGAGUUCACCGUCGAAGCGCCCGAACCCAUCUGGCUCAAGUUCGCCAAGACGAUAUACGAGAGUCCGUUGAUCCUGCUGCUGUGCGGGUCGGCGGCCAUCUCGGCUAUCGUUGGGAACGUCGAUGAUGCUGUUAGUAUCACUGUUGCUAUUCUUAUCGUGCUUACUGUUGGGUUUGUCCAGGAGCAAAGAUCGGAGAAGAGUCUGGAGGCGCUGAACAAACUUGUGCCACAUCACUGUCACAUCAUCCGAGACGGCACGCCUGUUCACGUCCUCGCCAACGAAGUCGUACCCGGCGACAUCGUGACGUUCUCCACAGGUGACCGUGUACCAGCCGACAUCCGCCUCAUCGACGCACUAGAUCUUGAGAUUGACGAGAGCAGUCUUACCGGCGAGACAACUUCGCGCAGUAAGACUGUAGCGCCUUGUACUCGUCACGAGAAUGGCGAUGCGAUGCACUCUAUUGAACCUGUUGCGAUGGCCGACCGGACAUGUAUCGCAUACAUGGGCACGUUGGUGCGCAAUGGUCGUGGAUCUGGUGUGGUCAUCGCGACUGGCACCCAGACUGAAUUCGGUAUUAUCUUCUCUAUGAUGCAAGACGUUGAGGAAAAACGCACGCCCUUGCAGCGAAGCAUGGACGAGCUUGCUCAAAAGCUGUCGUUCAUCUCAUUCGGCGUUAUCGGAGUUAUCUGCCUCAUCGGCGUUCUUCAGCAUCGUUCAUGGCUCGAUAUGUUUACCAUCGGAGUAUCUCUCGCGGUUGCUGCAAUCCCGGAAGGUCUGCCCAUCGUCACUACCGUCACGCUCGCCCUCGGUGUACUUCGUAUGAGCAAGAGGAAAGCGAUUGUUAAGAAGCUCCAUUCAGUCGAAGCUUUGGGCUCGGUGUCCGUCAUCUGCUCUGACAAGACCGGUACUCUCACGAAGAACGAACAGACCGUCACCGAGCUCUACACAGUCGACGAGCGUGUCGAGAUCGACCCCGCAUCUCCCUCCGCGCCUCUUAGCGUAUCACCCGCCCUCCGUCGCGCGCUCGAAAUCGGCGCUCUAUGCAAUAAUGCUAUUCCAUCUCGCGAUGAACCUGGCACUUUCGUCGGCCAAAGCACAGACGUUGCACUUCUCAACGUCCUCGGUGUAUUCAACAUGGCAGACCCUCGCGCAGGCUUCACACGGACGUACGAGAAGCCCUUUGGAUCGGAGCACAAGUACAUGGCUGUAGCUGGCUCGCAUACCGGCGCGCCGACGCUCAGCCAUCUGCCGCGUGAGACGUACUACGUGAAGGGCGCGAUCGAGCCUCUGCUCGAGCGAUGCAAGUUCUACCACGUCGCGGACGACAGCACCCCCGCGCUCGACGCCAACGCGAAACAGAUGGUCAUCUCCCAGGCGAACGCGGCCGCCGCUCGUGGUCUACGCGUUAUCGCGCUCGCAUAUGGUCAUGGUGGACCCGAGUCGGGAGGUACGACGCUCAGCGCAGCCAGCUCUCGCGCAGGAACGCCCGCGCCUCCCGGCGAACGCGGUGGUCUGGUUUUUGUCGGAUACGCUGCCAUGCUCGACCCUCCUCGCCGAGGCGUGGCGGACUCUGUUGCGCUCUUACAGUCCGGCGGCGUCCAAGUCGUCAUGAUCACCGGCGACGCCGUACCAACCGCCCUAGCCAUCGCAAAGCAACUCGGCAUGCGCGUCGGACAGGGCGCAUGUUUAACCGGCCGCGAGCUAGACGCCAUGAGCACGACCGAGCUCCAAUCGCGCGUCGCCUCCGUCCGCGUCUUCGCGCGCACGUCCCCGAAGCACAAAAUGGCGAUCGUGAGCGCGUUCCAGGCGCGCGGCGCGGUCGUCGCGAUGACGGGCGACGGCGUGAACGACGCGCCCGCGCUCAAGAUGGCCGACAUCGGCGUCGCGAUGGGACGCUCGGGGACGGACGUCGCGAAGGAGGCCGCGGACGUUAUUCUGGUGGACGAUAACUUCAGCACGGUGCUGCCCGCGGUCGAGGAGGGGAAGAGCAUUUUUCAUAAUAUUCAGAACUUUUUGGCGUUUCAGCUGUCGACGGCUGCGGCGGCGCUUACGCUUAUUACGCUCAGUACGAUGUUUGGGCUGAGCAAUCCGUUGAAUGCGAUGCAGAUAUUGUUUAUCAAUAUUCUCAUGGAUGGCCCGCCUAGUCAGUCCCUUGGUGUAGAUCCUGUUGACCGCGCCGUGAUGCGCCGGCCACCUCGCAAGAAAGACGCACCCAUCAUCUCCCAGCGUAUCCUCUACCGUGUCCUCUUUUCCGCGACGAUCAUCGUCGUCGGCACCCUCUUCAUCUACUACUUCGCCCUAUCCGACGACCACAUGUCAAGACGCGAGCAAACUAUGACUUUCACUUGCUUUGUAUUCCUCGACCUCGUCUCAGCCGUCCAAAACCGCGGCCUCGGCUGCGCGCUCACGCAGAACCGGAUGCUCGUCGCGACAGUCUCCGCCUCACUCGCGGCGCAAUUGGCCCUCGUAUACGUCCCCGUCAUGCAAGCCGUGUUCCAGACCGAAGCACUAGCGACAAACGAUCUUGGAUUGUUGCUGAUGCUCGCGGCUACGAGCUUUACGCUGCAUGAGCUGAGGAGGAGGUAUGAAAGGUCGUUGGGUGCGGGCGAGACGUUCGCGAGUGCGGUUGAGGAGAUGGCGUAG
Molecule: messenger RNA, 3240 nt
Organism: Peniophora sp. CBMAI 1063
Lineage: Eukaryota; Fungi; Basidiomycota; Agaricomycetes; Russulales; Peniophoraceae
Source: the annotation of a GenBank genome assembly